Molecule: messenger RNA, 915 nt
Organism: Colletotrichum karsti
Lineage: Eukaryota; Fungi; Ascomycota; Sordariomycetes; Glomerellales; Glomerellaceae
Exons: 2
Coding region: 1-915 (304 amino acids)
Source: RefSeq, a predicted model, not a curated record
AUGCCCUCGCUAGACACCCAAGUCCUCUCGUCUCGUCAGGACAUUUCCACGCUCGACGACAUCAUCACGCGGGACCUUUCUUCGACAAAGUGUCUCGGAACGUAUAAAACCAUGGCCUCGCCCACCCCAUCCUCUCCCGCGGCGGCAGCUCCCACCACGCCGCCGCCGCCGCCGGCCGAGGCGCCCAAGACCCUCAACCCGAACGUCUUCCGCCCCGCCACGCCCCCCUCGCACCACCACUCCGACGACGGACGGGGCCCGAAGAGGGCGGUCUCCUUCAUCUUCCCCACCGUCAUCGUGCUGCGCGUCGUGGCCAUCGCCCUCGCCAUCACCCUCAUCGUCCUCGAGUUCGAACGGACGGGGCGCUACCACGGCAUCGGCCCCUUCCCCGUCGUCCUGGCCUUCUUCCAGCUCUUCUGGCUCGUCUUCGCGGUCCUGCGGGACCUCGGCCGUGGCGGGAGCGGCGGCAGGAACAAGGGGUUCACCGUGGACCUGGGCUUCGUCAAGUGCAUCUUUGGCCGGCGCGGCCACGAGGACGAGGACGCCGGGGAGAUGCUGCUGGGCUGGGUCCCGGGAGACUCUGGCAAGAAGUUGAAGAAGGCGGUGCUGUUCACGACGGCGACGGAUCUGGUGUUUGCGACGAUCACGUUCACGGUCGGCAUGGUUGUGAAGGGGGGCUGGCAUUGGUCCUGGGGUUCCGGCAUCUAUGUCGUCGCGUUCGUUAUUGCGGGACUCGAGAUCAUCAUUGCGUUUGCGCAGCAUUUCACCAUUUUGAAGCGGGCCAGGAUCCAGAUCUCGUAUGACGAGGACGAGAGCGAGGAUGGUCUCGGCUCUCACAAGUACCGCAUCCGCCUGCCGCAGAGCCCUGAGAGGGGACAGGCGCCCAUUUCUGUUUAUGCCCACACGGCCAUCUGA